Molecule: messenger RNA, 12399 nt
Organism: Esox lucius (northern pike)
Lineage: Eukaryota; Metazoa; Chordata; Actinopteri; Esociformes; Esocidae
Gene: xkr6b
Product: XK, Kell blood group complex subunit-related family, member 6b
Exons: 3
Coding region: 468-2222 (584 amino acids)
Biological process (GO): phosphatidylserine exposure on apoptotic cell surface; apoptotic process involved in development; engulfment of apoptotic cell
Cellular component (GO): plasma membrane
Source: RefSeq, a predicted model, not a curated record
CGUCGUGGGACAGAGAGUGAGCAGGGACGGUCAUUCAUCCCUGCAGCUGGAAGACGAAGAGAGAGGAAGAGGAAGCUGCAGCAGAACGAAGAACCCUGGAUGGCUGUCAAAGGGCUAGUCUACCAUAGAUGAUUAUGUACAGAUAACCGACACACCAGCGUAGUCCUACACUGUGGAUCUAUCAGCCUCGAAUAAGCUAUGGAUUAACCCGUCGUUGCCCUGUGAGUAUUAGCAGCUCGGCUACCUCCUCAGCGCCAGUGGAUUACACAGAGAGACGCGAUGGGCUGCGUCUGCAACGCCACCACCGCCGCCUGGAUGCCUUCCAGGGGCCGACCGGGCGACAACGCCGCCACACUGCCGCCCCGCAUUUAGAUGGCUCCCACGUUUGGGGUGCACUCGCAAAACAGGUGUCAGGGAAGUGUCGUCACGAACCCCGGAAGCCGGAGGUGUGAGACCUUUCAGCGGAGAUGGCAGCGAAAUCUGACGGCCGGGGGGUCGUGCGGGGAUUUGCCCAGCUGCACAACCUGGACGAGGUGGUGGGGGCUGGGGAGCAGGACCCGAGGGAGGGCAGCUCCUUCCACAUCUGUCACUGCUGCAACACCUCCUCCUGUUACUGGGGCUGCCGGAGCGCCUGCCUGCAUUACCUCCGCGGUAAGGGGAGGGGGAGAGGGGAGAGGGGGGGAGACGCAGGGCCGGGGCCGCAGGAGGAGCGCCUGUGGCUGGACUGUCUGUGGAUCGUUCUGGCUCUGCUGGUCUUCUUCUGGGACGUUGGGACGGACCUGGCCCUGGCCAUACACUACUACCACAGGCACGACUACCUCUGGUCCGGCCUGACCCUGUUCUUCGUGCUGGUGCCCUCGGUGCUGGUCCAGAUCCUGAGCUUCCGGUGGUUCGUUCAGGAUUACACUGGAGGUGGCCUGGGCUCUGUGGAGGGGCUGAGCAACCGCAGGGCCGUGACCGGGCUGAGACGGCAAGGCCGGGACCGCUGCUGUCUUCUCUCUGUGUGGCUCUGGCAGACCAUCAUACACAUCUUCCAAAUGGGACAAGUGUGGAGGUACAUCCGCACCAUGUACCUGGGCAUCCAGAGUCGUCGUCAGAAGGAGAACCAGCGGCGUUUCUACUGGGCCAUGAUGUAUGAGUACGCCGACGUCAACAUGCUGCGUCUGCUGGAGACCUUCCUGGAGUCGGCCCCUCAGUUGGUCCUACAGCUCUGCAUCAUGAUCCAAAGGAACCAUGCUGAGACUCUUCAGUGCAUGUCAGCGAUGGCCUCCCUCCUGUCUCUCUCCUGGGUCCUGGCCUCCUACCACAAACUCCUCCGUGACUCCCGGGAUGACAAGAAGAGUAUGAGCUACCGAGGGGCCCUGGUGCACCUGUUCUGGCGCCUGUUCACCAUCUCCUCCCGUGUCCUCUCCUUUGCCCUUUUCGCCUCCGUCUUCCACCUCUACUUUGGCAUCUUUGUGGUGCUCCACUGGUGUGCUAUGGCCUUCUGGGUAAUACACGGUGGCACCGACUUCUGCAUGUCCAAGUGGGAGGAGGUUCUGUUCAACAUGGUGGUGGGCGUGGUGUAUGUGUUCUGCUGGUUCAACGUGCGAGAAGGCCGGACACGCUACCGUAUGGUGACCUACUACACCGUGGUGCUGCUGGAGAACGCUGUGCUCACCGCGCUCUGGUACGCCUACCGCGACCCCACCACCACCGACGCCUACGCUGGCUCUGCCCUGUGCGGCGUCUUCCUGUGCUUCGCCUCGGGCGUGGCCUGCAUGGUGUUGUAUUACGGGGUCCUGCACCCCAUGGGACCCAGGCUCCGGGUUCUGGCCUCCUCCUGCUGCGCCGAGCUGCUCUGGGGCCUCCCACUGCCCCCUGAGGCCGAGCCAAUGGCCCCGACACCGGGUCCCCGAGGCUCCCAGGCCACUCCGACGCGGGCCCUAGCGGGGGAUUACGCAGACGGGGAUGAGGAGGCUACCGACACCUGCCUGCCAGUUUUCCAGGUGAGGUCCACGGAGCCGUUGGACGCGGCCGGUAGACCCAUCCGGCCCGAGGGGCCUCUCAUCAAGAUAGACAUGCCCAGGAAGCGCUACCCGGCCUGGGAUGCGCACUUUGUGGAUCGACGGCUGCGCAGGACCAUAAACGUGCUGCAGUACAUCAGCCCCAACGCGGUGGGCAUCAGGUAUCGAGACGGGCCACUCCUCUAUGAGCUCCUGCAGUACGAGUCCUCCCUCUGAAGACGACCCGUCUGAUCCCAACCUCCUCUCUCUCCUCUCCCACUCACUGCAUCUGCUCCUUCAUCUGGUGCUCCUCCUCUUCCUCUCCGUCACCCAGGUCCCACACAGGACUGCUGUGUUGUCAACAUCUACCGAGGUGCUGUCAAGACUGUAUACAUGAAUACAUAUUAUCAUAUUUUAUUUUGGAAGAACAAAACAUGCAGAGAAAUAUAAACCCAACAUAAAAGAUACAUAGAUUUUCAAAAAUGGGAUAUAAAACCCCUGUUGUUGGGGAGCUAUCUGUCUGUCUGUCUGAGUCUGUAAAUACUGUCUGUCUGUCUGAGUGUGUGUAAAUACUGUCUGUCUGUCUGAGUGUGUAUAUACUGUAUGGCUAGGAUGUGCGUUCAUAUACUGUGUUGAUGAUGAAGAUGAUAUUAAUGGUGGGGGACAUGUUUUUCCUGUCGCACAUGAAAGGUGCAAAGCCUGAUGGGAAUGAUGGAGGAAGGUUGACGCAAAGGCAGUCCUUUGCACCCAGAACCUAAACCAACUGCCAUAUCUUCACACAAUUAAAUUCCUGCAACACAAAUGAUAGUCUGUCCAAUGAUAGAUCUGUCCAAAUGAAGUAGCAUCAAACCUCUAGUUGAAAAGCACACUUGGUGAAAUUACAAUAGCACAAAAAAACAAACAGACAUUCAAAAUGUCUACAGCAACAUGCGACUAUGAAUGUUCAUCUAUUCCUUCCUCCCUCCCCUGGGGAUGUGUUGCAUCACACACUUCUUUCUGCAGAGGGAGUCCCUGAGCACAGUUCUAGGACCAGAACUCCAUGUCCCAAUCCUAACUUAAACUGUUUACGGAGGAAAAAGCAAACCUCACCUUGAAUCAGUGCUUAGGUUUCACCAUAGUGUAAUAAAAGGAGACAUCUGCUGGUAGCAGAGUGUAAUUGCACGCUAGAUUUGGUUAUUCAUAUGUAUGGUGAAACACUGAAUUCAGUCACAUCCAGUUUAAGUUAAAACUGUAGCCAAUAAGAAGAGCAUUAAACUUAUAUACAACUCUGAUUUUGUAGCACAGGCACAGAAGAGCACAACAUUUUGAGAGGUGUGUACACCUAUAGCACCAUUACAACAUUCCAAAACAACUUUUCUUUCAACAAAUAAAUUUGAAUUACAAGUCAAGUGUUUGAAUACAGCACAUCAACAGUUGGCCGUUGAAAAGAAAAGUAUGAAUCCGCAGAUCAUGAAGUGACAAACAAAGGGGUGGGUCAAAGGCUGUCUCCCACUGUUCCUCCAGCAUUCUCUGUCGUCCGCUAGGAAGAGGAUGUUCUGUCCUCCACACUCUCUUAUGUUCCUCAUUUGAAUUCCGUCACUGAGGUAUUUCGCUUAAACAAUAAGCUCAUCUGGUGCAAAUACUUGUCAAUGGGUUCUCCAGUCGGGAAUCUAUGACAAGUGUGAGUUGGUACUUUAUUUUGUGUUACGCUUUAGUCCUGUCCGGGCCCCUUUCUUUAGUACUCGUUGAAAUUAUGACAACGAUGAGUUGACUGUAUACCUGGAUAUUUCUUCUGUUAUUUUUUUUACUCAAAAUAUUGCGGUGUGUUGUUAAAACGUGUGCUCGUCACCCAGUGUGCUCUAAAAUAGGAUACUGUCUCUAGGGAGAACAGGGCAACUGUGCUGGCUACUGCUAGUUUAAAACAAAGCCAAAUAUUAGUACUGUCUCCCCUAGACCCUAGCCCCGGAGCGUCUAACUUUCAAACCUGCCAAUUCCUACAGGUGUGUCACGUCUCCAUUCGCCGCAGAGUCGACUGACGCUAGUGCACUAAGACCCUCCGUCCACAAGGAGGCGCCGUUCCCAUUCCUGAGAAAAGAAAAAAGGAUAAAUCUUGCCUUCUAUGGUCAUAUAUUUGAGCUUGACAUUAAGACCGCUAACCAAUCACAUCACAUCACAGGUUAUGGGCAAUGCAGUUUUUAAAAGCACGGUUUUCACACCUGCAAAGACGCUUGCAAAUGUCGGCCAAUAACAAAUUGACUCCAAAUCCUGCUUGCAGAUUGGCCUUGGGGGGGCAGUGUCAUUGGCCUACAACAUACGGGUUUGGGGGGUUAGUCAGCGAAUGUAUUUGGCUGAGGUGGAGGGCCAGAAAAUGCGUUCCUUCUGGCGCGUUAGAGUUCCAGUAUAGACUUCCUGGUUUGGUCAGCAGUGGGACUAGAACCAGAAGGGUCUGAUGUCAGGACACUGGAGGAGCUGCGAUUAAGCAUUGGGGAGAGAAAUAGUGUAAAAGUAAAAAAACUAAAAUGUCUUAAUGUCUUUAAAAGCUGCAGUGCCAAUUACCUGUCAUGGGACUGAAUUCUGGCUUAAUAUCCAGAGAGGGCUAUUACAAAAAAAAUGUGGGAAAACCUGAAUGAAUGCAUUUCAUAUUCCAGUCAGUCUUCUGGAUAUAAGAGUCUUUUUUACAAUGUGUGGCAUGUUAACAGUGUUAUGUAUCUAUUGCUACUGUACUGAUUUACUGUAGAUACCUACUUGGAGCACAGCAUGGUGAGGGUCUGGGAUCUCUCUGACUCCUCAGGGUCAUGCUGAGGUCACAUGUUAAGGGUCAGAGGUCAGGUGGGGUGGAGAGAGAGCGAGAGAGACAGGGUGAGGGGGAAUUGCCAGGAGUGGAAAAGAACCCGAGGACAAAUUGCGUGACAGGGAUGUAUGCGUGUGUGUGCCUGUGUCUAUGUGUGUCUUGCCGACGGUUUGGCUCCACCCAUGGUUGCUGCUCCGCCCUCUCAUUACCCUCCCAUGGUGCCGUUCCUAUGACAACUUUCACUUCCUGUCCCUAGGUGGUGAACAGUGGGGUUGUCAUACCAACCUACACUUCCUGGUUACUAAUCAGAGGGGUAGGCGCUGAGUGAUUUGAGAUCCUGAACUGAAGGUGCACUGCCAUGAUGAUGUAUGGAAACACAUAACCUGUUUGUUAGGGAACAACAAUAACAUGACAAUGUAUGGAAACACAUAACCUGUUUGUUAGGGAACAACAAUAACAUGACGAUGUAUGGAAACACAACCUGUUUGUUAGGGAACAACAAUAACAUGACAAUGUAUGGAAACACAUAACCUGUUUGUUAGGGAACAACAAUAACAUGACAAUGUAUGGAAACACAUAACCUGUUUGUUAGGGAACAACAAUAACAUGACGAUGUAUGGAAACACAUAACCUGUUUGUUAGGGAACAACAAUAACAUGACAAUGUAUGGAAACACAUAACCUGUUUGUUAGGGAACAACAAUAACAUGACGAUGUAUGGAAACACAUAACCUGUUUGUUAGGGAACAACAAUAACAUGACGAUGUAUGGAAACACAUAACCUGUUUGUUAGGGAACAACAAUAACAUGACGAUGUAUGGAAACACAUAACCUGUUUGUUAGGGAACAACAAUAACUCUAGUCAGUCUAAAAUCUUAAGUUUCUCCUGGUGAGUCGACUAACAAUUCAAGCAUUCAACCAUUCUGGAGUGUAGCUUAAUAGCUUAAUUCUGGAAUGUAGGUUUAGACUCCAAACAUCUGGAAUGUAGUUUAAGACUCCAAACAUUCUGGAAUGUUGGUAAAGACCCCAAACAUUCUGGAAUGUAGGUUAAGACCCCAAACAUUCUGGAAUGUAGGUUAAGACUCCAAACAUUCUGGAAAGUAAGUUAUGACUCCAAACAUUCUGGAAUGUUGGUUAAGACCCCAAACAUUCUGGAAUGUAGGUUAAGACACCAAACAUUCUGGAAUGUAGGUUAAGACUCCAAACAUUCUGGAAUGUAGGUUAUGACUCCAGACAUUCUGGAAAGUAGGUAAUGACUCCAAACAUUCUGGAAUGUAGGUUAAGACACCAAACAUUCUGGAAUGUAGGUUAAGACUCCAAACAUUCUUGAAUGUAGGUUAUGACUCCAAACAUUCUGGAAUGUAGGUAAAGACUUCAACCAUUCUGGAAUGUAGGUUAAGACUCCAAACAUUCUGGAAUGUAGGUUAAGACUCCAAACAUUCUGGAAUGUAGGUUAAGACUCCAAACAUUCUGGAAUGUAGGUUAAGACCCCAAACAUUCUGGAAUGUAGGUUUAGACUCCAACCAUUCUGGAAUGUAGUGUAAGAAUACAACCAUUUUGGAAUGUAAGUUAAGGCUACAAACAUUCUGUGUUCUGAAGUGUAGGUUAAAACUACAACCAUUUUGGAAUGUAAGUUAAGGCUUCACACAUUCGGUAUUCUGGAGUCCAAGUUAAGGUUACAACCAUAAAGCCUAUAGUGAAUUUCAGCCGUUACUAUGAAGAGUAGCUGGGUCAGUGCCAGUAGAAUGUCAGACUCACUGAUCAUCAUGUGUAUUAUAGACCUUCCUUCCUGUCUGUAUGCAAAUGAUUCUCCUUUGUUUUGGGUUAGACAGUCAUCCUGUUUUAAAUUUUGAAUAAACAACAGCCAAGCUUUUACAUCACAGCAAACCAACAAACAAACGGAUAAACAAAUAGUUCAAAGCAGGGAUUGGUUCCUCAGGACCAAUAGAAUCAUCUCCACUGGACCUGCUGACUCAGGGGGCUUUCGGCAGGGCAGUGGUCCACGGUCUGAAGUAGUGCAACAAGUAGGGAUUAGGGUGCCAGUUGUGCCGUGACCACGACAUGUCCUCACCAAACUCCGGCCGUCUCCAAACCACAAUGCAUUAUGGUACACUGUUAUCUCCAGGGAUGCAACCAGAUUGUUUCUUAAUUUUUAUGUGAGAUGAUAUGUUCCCAUGUGUUAUGGUCUCAUGUGAGAUCAUACUGUCUGUUCUUAUUAAAGAUGCAUUCUGUGAUUUUUGACCACCAGUUUUAGUAGCCAUGUCGGGCCAUGUUGGGCCAGGAAAUUGUAUUCCAUGUCAUGUAUGUGCCAAUUUGUGCCCCAUUUCAACAAAACCACGUGCUUUCAAACAUGGAAUUUCAUGGCCAACUGAGGUAUUAUAGCGAUUCUACUUACAGAUUAUGCACAUAUAAACAACAUAUUACUCAUUCAGUCCAAAACGGGAGAUAUAGAAAAAUUACUUAUUAAUUGCCAAAGUCCCAGUCUGCAUCUUUAAGUGUAACGGUCACAUGAUGAUGUGGUCUUCUUCAGUUUCAUAGUCAGGUGUAAUGGUCACAUGAUGAUGUGGUCCUCUUCAGUUUCAUUGUCAGGUGUAAUGGUCACAUGAUGAUGUGGACUUCUUCAGUUUCAUAGUCAGGUGUAAUGGUCACAUGAUGAUGUGGACUUCUUCAGUUUCAUAGUCAGGUGUAAUGGUCACAUGAUGAUGUGGUCCUCUUCAGUUUCAUAGUCAGGUGUAAUGGUCACAUGAUGAUGUGGACUUCUUCAGUUUCCUAGUCAGGUGUAAUGGUCACAUGAUGAUGUGGUAUUCUUCAGUGUCAUAGUCAGACAGAGUCUGCUUUUGGGGAGAGUUGGGUGCCUGGCUGACAUUGAUUCCAUGGUGCGUCCUUUCCCUGGAAAAAAGAAAAGAAAUUAACAGAAAUAAGUUUUCCAUUAAGUUCUAUUGUAGAUUAUAUUAUCCACAUGAGGUUUGUACUGAGGUCAUGAACAUGCUGCACUGAAUAUUCUUGACAGUAUGUCUUUAUUCAGCUAUAAAAUAUAUAGGAAUACAGGACAUAGUGUCUUUAUUGAGCUAUGUACUAUAUAUGGAUAUAGAAAAUAUUGCCUUUAUUGAGCUGUAUACUAUACAUGGAUACAGGACAUAUUGUCUUCAUUGAGCUAUAUACUAUAUAUGGAUACUGAACAGUGUCUUUAUUAAGCUGUAUAUUAUAUAUGGAUACAUGACAUGGUGUCUUUAUUGAGCUAUAUACUAUAUAUGAUAUAGGGAACAGUGUCUUGAUUAAGCUGUAUACUAUGUAUGGAUAUAGGACAUAGUGUCUAAAUUGAGCUAUAUAAUAUAUGGAUAUAGGAAAUAGUGUCUUUAUUGAGCUGUAUGCUAUUUAUGGGUACAGCGUCUUUAUUAAGCUAUAUAAUAUAUCCGGAUAUAGAACAUAGUGUCUUUAUUGAACUAUGUACCUCAUGUGGAUACAGGACAUAGUGUCUUUAUUGAACUGUAUACCUCAUGUGGAUACAGGACAUAGUGUCUUUAUUGAACUGUAUACCUCAUGUGGAUACAGGACAUAGUGUCUUUCAGUAGAUAUUAGUGGAUAUGUAUAAAUAUAUAUAUAUAUUAUGGAUCUUCUUCAUAACCAGGUGCACAUAGCAGAUUGAUACACUGUGAUCUCUUUUAUCCGUCUCCUUAGCCUGUUGUCAUGGACACCCGAAAACAUGGCUGUGCACCCUUCUAUGGUGCUUAUGACCUCAUGUCAAACCAGAAAACAGUCAUUUCUCUUGUAAUUCAUACAGAAAUUCUAUCUUGGCACAUUGUCAGAGGCUUCAGCCACGGGCACAAACACUAUUGUUUGGUUCACGACCCUGCUGCUUGCAACACCAAGGGUUGUGGGUUUCAAUUCCUGGUGCCACACAUAAGAGAAACACUCGCGCACAUCACACUUUAGAUAAACAUGUACUAAAUUGCAGUUAGUAUUAUAUUAUAAAAAGAUAGUAUUAUGUUAUAAACAGAUAGUAUUAUAUAAUAAACACAUGGCAUAAAUAGUUAGUAUUAUAUUAUAAACAGAUAUUAUUAUAUUAUAAACAGAUGGGGUUCACACCCUGAAGGCUGAUUGGCCAGAAGUGUAUAUAUACAUAUACAGUGUCUCAGAAGACAUCCAACUGGUAUGCAAAAAAUAUUAUUACUGUUCAAAGUUGUUAAUUAUUGCAAUAAACCAUGGCUAAGAGCUGUAUCCAGGCACUCAGCACUGUGUUGUGGCUAAGAGCUGUAUCCAGGCACUCAGCAAACUUUGUUGUGGCUAAGAGCUGUAUCCAGGCACUCAGUACUGUGUUGUGGCUAAGAGCUGUAUCCAGGCACUCAGCACUGUGUUGUGGCUAAAAAGAGCUCUCAGCCAGUGGUAUAUUGGCCAUAUACCACACCCCCCUCUAAUCUCACUGCUUAAUUCUAGUUGUUAUGAAUACAGAGUAAACGUUCACUAACUUUAGGCCAAGUACAAACACACUGAAGAAGCAGUUGAGACUUUCACCCCCUGCCCCUGCCCCGCCCCUGCCCCACCCCUGCCACGCCCCUACAGCCAUCCAGGGAUACAGGAUGAAACAGUGGCAGCCACUCGGCUUGCCGUUCCUUGCCGCAGUGCCUUGUUUCUCCGGGUGCUCCUAUCCAGCCAUGGCCACCAGCUCAACCAACAGCAGGAUGCCACUACCAUCAUGCAUCACCACAAUAACCUGGAGGGGUCUCAAGCAGAGCCAUUUUCCUUACGUAGUGUGACCCUUUUGACCAGCACCUAGAAACCAGUGGACAGCAUAUAAGUGGUUAAAAGUGGUGGGGUAAGAGACAUAACCGGUGAGGCUGAUAGAGUGACCCCAGGAUAAAAUAAUAAAGUUAUAGAGUUACAGGUGGAGGAUCCUAAUUGGUUAUAGAGUUACGGGUGGAGUAUAAUAUUUGGUUAUAGAGUUACGGGUGGAGUAUAAUAUUUGGUUAUAGAGUUACGGGUGGAGUAUAAUAUUUGGUUAUAGAGUUACGGGUGGAGUAUAAUAUUUGGUUAAUAGAGUUACGGGUGGAGUAUAAUAUUUGGUUAAAGAGUUACGAGUGAAACAUUCUAAUUAGAUCCACUGCAUUGCCAGAUAAUUUUAAAAUAAUAUUUUGGUUUAAAUAAAAGCAUUCUGAAAAUAUAUAAUUUCAAAUAAAACAAUUUGGACUUCUAUAUCGACCCAUAAAAUUUUUUCCUAAAUUACAAUCCACAUAUUACUGCUUCUUUGGAUAUUUACCUGCUGCACCAAACUGGCAAAUCAAAUUAAGAUCCUAUAUCUGUAAUGUUCAGAGGAAGAGACCAUCCUGUUAGAGCUAGAGGUUGGGUUCUUUGUUUGUGAAACUCAAUCUUUCGUUCUGUGGAGGACGAAUAAGAGUGAAAAUACAAAUAAAUCUGUGUCCAGCCGCUGUAGUUAAAUCUUGGCAGUUUCACCUCGAAAAACACACUUGAUCAAACCGUCCCAGUUGGUUUGGAACAGAAUCACAGGUGAAUAGAUGGUGAAUGUCCUCAGAACCAUUCAAACAGCACCCUAUUCCCUACCUGGUCACUGGGCCCCUGGGCUACCCGGUCACUGGGCCCCUGGGCUACCCGGUCACUGGGCCCCUGGUCAAAAGCAAUGCACCUCGUUAGGGAAUUCGGUUUCACUUAGACCCCAGAUUUGGAGAGACAGCUGGACAGAUACUUAACAACACAGCUAUUAUUAUGCUGGAUAAUCAUUUGGAUCAUGAUUGUGAUGGACUCUUGUUUCUGCCUUCUUCUGUCCUGUCAGAUGAAUGAUUUGUAGUGCCAACACGUUAACCUUGUCUGUCAAAAAAAGUUUAGCCAAAUGACGUUUGGGUUUCAGAGUGACGGCGAUGGUUAUCAAAGCGUUCAAUGAUGAUUUCGAAAAGAUUCCCAUACUGCAUCUCCACCAUCUGGUUGGACGAUAAAACCAUGAGAGAUUCCAAAACUUUGUGACCACCUCAUAUCCUUGUUUCCCGUCAUUUUCCCAGCAUGCCUAGAGCUCAUCGUGAGGUGGCCCAAAAACAUAUAAGCAUGUUAGUGCUCCUUGUAAAAUGCCUUCCUUCUCUCUGCCUAUAGCUCCCUCUUGCUCUCUCUCUGUUCUGUAAAAUGCCCUCUUUAUCUCUUUCUUAAAUCUCUGUAUGCAUUGAUGUGUAGCAGGCUGUCGCGGUAUUUGGUUGUGUUCCGUUUUGUUCCGUGUGUUUGUGUCACGGCCGUCAUCAGUUCUGAAUUAGAGCCAAAAUGCUCAGAUGACAAAAAAAAAAGGUGCAUUUUAGUUUGUUAAUUAAUGAAUGAAUUAACUUGGUGCUGAACGCUGAUCUUAAGGUGCUACCACAACAGUGUGUGGGCCGCUGUGUCUCUCUCCUCCUGCAGGGCUCUCUCGUUCAGAGCAAGGCCUUUCAUCGGUCCCUCUGCCAUCUGAGGGACUUGCCUGCCUGCCUCCAAAAAACCCUAGCAGACAUUGGUGCUGGGGGAGAACAAGCAUGCACCUCAAACCCUCCCAGUUUACAGACAAACACAACUCUCUACUAACAAGGUGCCACCACUUUAUGAUUUCUCGAUCUGCACAAAACAACAACAACAAAUACUACUACUGCUGUUUUGUGGUAAUGUGUUGUGUUAUUAUUUUCCUAAUGUUUUAAGUUACAUUUUGAGUGUAAAUUAUUAUUUUUGCACUAGGAUAUUUAAUUUAGUUUUUUUUAAUAAAACAAACAAACAAAAUGCAUUAUUUUUGGCACAAGCCAAGGGCCAGAGGCAUAAAGCUCUUCUGAUUAAAGAAAUCUGGGUAAAAGUUUAGAACGUGAUUGCUGUGUCGUAAUUUUCCUGUCAUCUCUGUGUCCUAAACCUGUGUGUAUCUAAUUCUGUUGUUACUGUAGAAUUGGCUGUAAUAUUCUGUUAAAAGAUGGAUUUAAUCAUCUAAUCAAGGCGACAAUGGUAUCAAUUGAAAUAUGAAUUGCUGCUGAUUUUGUUAAAUUGUUAUCAACCCUGUUGGGGAAUAUUGGUUGGUUGAAUAUUGAUUCAUUCUUUUAGAUUGUGUUAGAUUGUUAAUGUAUUUCACAAUUCUAUUAGGCUAAUCCUAUAUUAUUUGUAUGGGAAUAUUAAAAAUGGUUGGUACAAUAGCAAAAUUAUUGCUACAUGCUGUAGCAUUUUUAUUAAACUGAAAUGUACUCAAACAACCUACAUUGAGAUUGACAUGAUAAAGAAUGAUUUAUUUGUUGUUGUUAAAUAUAAAAAUGUAAUAAAUUGUUUCAUGGAGUCCCCAUUCUGAUGUCCACUUGUACUAACCCCUUAUUUUUGGGAACAAUAUGAAUAUCAUGAAACAUAUGGUGCUAAAGUUCUUUUUGUAUGCUUUGGUUUUUAGAUGAAGAAGAUAAAUAUUAUGCCGAAAUGUCAUGUCAAGCCUUACUGUAGAUUCAUCUAUAAGACUGUUCAUCAUCCCAGAAGAGAAAAUAUAUAUAGUCUUUGAAAGUGAAAAAAAAAUAGCAGAUGAUAUUGUAUAGUGUAAACACAUUUCACCUUUUGAAAGAUCAAAAGUGGCUAUAUACAGACAUAUGUGUACAGAUGUGUGUGAUGUAUGACAUAAUACACAGUAAUGAUAGUUUCCCUGUUUAUUAAAGAGUUAUUAAUA